AUGGGCCAAAGUCGGUGCCUGAAGUGGACUUACAGCUCUGAGUUCCCUCAGUCACGAGUGGUAACACGUACCUGCGCUUAUUCAAUUUCAAUAGUACAUGGAUUACGAAAUCAAUUAGAAUCGACACGGCUGAACGUACAGGGGUUCAUUCCUUUUGAGACAGUCUCAGAAUGGGCCAAAGUCGGGUUGAUUCCUUUUGAGACAGUCUCAGAAUGGGCCAAAGUCGGGUUGAUUCCUUUUGAGACAGUCUCAGAAUGGGCCAAAGUAGGGUUGAUUCCUUUUGAGACAGUCGCAGAUUGGGCCAAAGUAGGGUUGAUUCCUUUUGAGACAGUCUCAGAAUGGGCCAAAAUCGACACGGCUGAACGUACAGGGUUCAUUCCUUUUGAGACAGUCUCAGAAUGGGCCAAAGUCGGUGCUGAAGUGGACUGA
Molecule: messenger RNA, 429 nt
Organism: Tremella mesenterica DSM 1558
Lineage: Eukaryota; Fungi; Basidiomycota; Tremellomycetes; Tremellales; Tremellaceae
Exons: 7
Coding region: 1-429 (142 amino acids)
Source: RefSeq, a predicted model, not a curated record